CUAGAACCCAACACAAUGGCUACAUUUCUUCAGCAAUUCAAGACUCUUAUGUACAAAAAUAUUUUGUAUAAGAAAAGAAACAAAGGCCAGCUUAUACAGGAAAUAUUAUCUCCCAUUUAUUUCGUUGCCAUCUUGGCCAUGACCAAAGCGUUCCUUCCCCUAGAUCCCAAACCUGCCAUUACCAACAUUCCCUUGGUGCAUCCGGAGAAUUUUUCUGUCAAGAGCACGGGGAAAAUUCUAGUAUGCCCUGACACCACCUAUACCCGCACCAUCGCAGCCGAUGCAGCCAGCAUCUUCCAGCAGCUGUUGAGUCUGAACUCGACUCCUACCUUGGAAUACUAUCCUGAUGAUGUUGCCAUGGUAGCAGCUUUCAAGGCCAAUUACUCUGGUAUUUCAGGGUUUACAGGACUGCAGUUCAUGUAUAAUAAUGGUAGCAAUCUAUCCUAUGCCAUCAGGAUGCCCAUUAAUGACAUUGUAGAUACAAAGAGUAGCAGCAUGUAUAGAACUGCAAACGACCAGUGUCGGAAUGGUAAUGGCCUGGAUUCCUAUUCCUGUGAUGUUCUGAAGUAUUUACACACAGGCUUCAGCAUGAUUCAGGUGGCCACAGACACAGCUCUGUUGAGGAGUCACUUUGGCAUAACAUCAAUACAGCCACCUGAUCUUUCAUUCCAACUGAUGCCAUUGGACAAGUACCAACCAGACACUUCAUACAUACAAAUCAUAUCGUCUCUCUACUUCGUGCUGGCCUAUGCUCAGUUUGUCAAUUUUCUUGCCGCCAACAUUGUAAACGACAAAGAGAAAAAGAUCAAGGAAGGAAUGAAAAUGAUGGGCUUGAGAGAUUCCGCCUACUGGGCUUCGUGGGCAUGUGUAUAUUUCAUCCUGAUCACCAUAGUUACAGCUGUUGUGACGCUGAUAGCGUACGUGGCCCAGUUUUACAAAAACAGCAACAUGUUCUUUUUUUUCCUUAUUUUGGAGUUUUACGGAAUGUCUCUGAUCACUUUUGCCUGGCUUAUCACACCAUUUUUCCAAAAAGCGCAGACGGCCGGUGGAAUUGCCAGUUUGACCUCUAUGUUGACCUCGACCCUUUACCUGGCGGUCAGUAUGACCCGGACGGUGACCAGUACUGGGGAGGUGACCUACACCAUCCCCCCAGUGGGCAGGGGAUUUCUCAGUCUCAUAUCCCCCUGUGGUGUGGCUUUGGCCAUUGAUCAGAUCGAGCUGAUUAAGUUAUCUGAGUAUGACAACCGUCUACCGAGUCUAGAAACCUUUCUUACCGAACUGGAGAACAUGGAUCACAUUCAAUGUUCUAUGAUAUGCUUGAUGGACAAACUUGAGUGUGUAGGAAUUUUCUACAACGCCUUGACUAAAUUCUGUAAACUUCCAGCAAAUCAUCCAAACGAAUCGAUGGUCUACGAUGUUCAACCUGGUUGGGAGUUCUGGAAGAAUAUAGCAACGGGUAGGCCCAGCAACAACAACAACAUUUCAGUUCAACAGCAACAACAUUUCAGUUCAACAACAACAUUUCAGUACAUCAACAUAUCAGGUGACCUUGACCCUGGGAGACGCAGAGGCCAAGGUCAACAACAUUUCAGUACAACAUCAACAUAUCAGUUGACCUUGACCCCUGGAGAUGCAGAAGUCAAGGUCAAAUAA
Messenger RNA from Saccostrea cuccullata (small rock oyster), 1653 nucleotides. Its product is annotated as cholesterol transporter ABCA5-like. Gene Ontology annotation, biological process: lipid transport; transmembrane transport. Gene Ontology annotation, cellular component: intracellular membrane-bounded organelle; membrane. Bases 16 to 1653 code for a protein of 545 amino acids. The transcript has 7 exons. The record is from RefSeq and is a predicted model, not a curated record. Lineage: Eukaryota; Metazoa; Mollusca; Bivalvia; Ostreida; Ostreidae. Gene Ontology annotation, molecular function: ABC-type transporter activity; lipid carrier activity.